This is a messenger RNA of Pleuronectes platessa (European plaice), 1635 nucleotides long. Its product is annotated as kazal-type serine protease inhibitor domain-containing protein 1. Lineage: Eukaryota; Metazoa; Chordata; Actinopteri; Pleuronectiformes; Pleuronectidae. The transcript is spliced from 4 exons. The record is from RefSeq and is a predicted model, not a curated record. Gene Ontology annotation, cellular component: extracellular region. Gene Ontology annotation, biological process: regulation of signal transduction; regulation of cell growth. Bases 184 to 1095 code for a protein of 303 amino acids. Gene Ontology annotation, molecular function: insulin-like growth factor binding.
UCUCGGUCUCUAUCCCGCUGUCUGUCCCGGUCCUCUGCGGGAACAGGAGUGCCAGUGACGGCUCUGAAGUUCUCAGACAGACCGGACCGUCCUCGGUUCUCAGUCCGGGUUGUUGUCUCUCGUGUCCCCGGACAGAGAAGCGGCUGUUCCCGCAGAGCUGGUCCCACAGACCGGGUUAGAACCAUGAAGAUCCGGGGACUGGUUCUCCUCGGUCUGUGUCUGACCCUCAACACAAGCCGGGCCUUCCCCAACCAGCUGCCCGCCCUGAGCACCGCGCCGCCCGGCCUGCCCUCCCUGAGCGACCCGCUGCUGGAGCCCGAGCCGCGGGGCGACGGGCCAGGAGGCUGCGGCCCGUGUGAGGCGGACCUGUGCCCGGAGCCCCGCGGCUGCAGGGCCGGGCUGGUCCGGGGCCCCUGCGGCUGCUGUCCGGAGUGCGGGAACCUGGAGGGACAAGACUGCGACCUGGGGAACCGGAGCGUGUUCUACGGGCUGUGCGGGACCGGGCUGCGGUGUCAGAGAGGAGGAGGAGGAGGAGGAGGAGGAGUGGGGGAGGAUGAGGAUGAAGAUGAACAGGUGUGUGUCUGUGAACAGCUGGAGGUCGUGUGUGGUUCUGAUGGAAGAACAUACAUGAACAUGUGUCAGUUCAGAGAGGAGGUGUCCUCCAGACCAGAGCUCACCGCCCAGGGGAGGGGCCCCUGCAAGACAGUCCCCGUCAUUAAGGUUGGUCCUCGCAGUCAGGUGGACGGGACAGGAAGUAGCCUGGUGUUCCUGUGCGAGGUGUUUGCGUUCCCGAUGGCGCUGGUGGAGUGGAGGAAGGAGGGGCGAGAUGUGGUCCUGCCCGGUGACGACCCACACAUCUCUGUCCAGUCUCGGGGCGGUCCUCUGAAGUUCGAGCUGUCCAGUUGGCUGCAGAUUGAACUGGUGGAGGCUGAAGACUCUGGGACCUACCACUGCAUUGCCCGUAACCACCUGGGAUCUGCCUCCGCCUCCGCUGUACUGGGAGUACUGGGAACAGAGGAGCUGUCGUCCUAUCUGGCAAACAGCGUCUCCGAGAUGAAGCAGCUGAUGGACGACUACGAGCUGGACGCCUACUGAUCCACAGGGGACUUCCUGUCUGGCCGUCCAGCAGAGACUGUGGCCCCUCUGAAAUAGGACAGAUUCAGCUUCAGGUCACCUGAUGGUGAUGAAUGUAUAUAUAUAUAUAUAUUAUUAUAUUUCAUAUUUUUUAUAAUGAUAAUGUGUGUAUCUAUACUGGUCUUUGCUGUGUAGCUUUUAUUCUUAUAUUUUAUUUGAGCUGAUGUUUAUGUAUUUUCUCUGAAGUAUCUUAAAGGUUUGUUAUUGUAUCUGAAGUUCAAACUGAAAAGUUCUCUGAACGACGGAGACACUUCUCUCUCUCUCUCUCUCUCUCUCUCUCUCUCUCUCUCUCUCUCUCUCUCUCUCUCUCUCUCUCUCUCUCUCUCUCUCUCUCUCUCUCUCUCUCUCUCUCUCUCUCUCUCUCUCCCUCUCUCCUCACCUCACACCAGCACGUGUCUUUCAUUGCUUGUAUAGUAACCAUCGGUUGCACACUGGUGCUCACAAUGCAUUGUGGGAUGUGGAGUCCACUGUGUGAGGUAUACUUACUGUCAGUGAUUACAA